GGGAGGUGUUGUGGGUAGGAGCUGCUAGUCUCUCGUCUCUCCUACACAGCCUCCAUCACUGCUCCAAACCCGGGAUUUUCAGUGUCUAGUGACGCGUCCCAUCCUCAACCAAACCUACAUCUGCCGUUUUGGCAAAGACAGUGGAACAAUGAUGUUAACGAUCGUUCAAGAUGGCUGCUUGUUUAGAAUACUGGAGCAACUCUCUCUCUCUCUCUCUUCCCCCUCACACGCCUUGUCUUAGGCUUCCCCAGCCAAUGAGAACCUUGCAACUCCGUGCUAGCACCGCCCUCCCAGUAAGAACCCUGAAAAGCUAUUCGUGGUAGCAACUCCCAGCCAAUAAGACAUUCGGAACUCUCCGAGACUAUGAGUUCCAGUUAAUGAGAGUCUUGAAAACUCCCUAUGAUAAUCUUGUGUCUGCAUGAGUGUUGGGUGUGUUGACACUCAGCAGUACUGGGGUUUGGUGUCGUGUGUUGUGUGGACAAAGGAAACACUGGGGUUUUGUGUUUUGAGUUCCUACCUUUUGGUAUAGAAAAAAACAACACUGGUGUUCCUUCUUUCCGUAGAUUAGAAACUAAGUCUCGGUGGUUACAUAAAUGCUAGACAGUGAAAAAUAAUUUUAGUGUGAUAUAGAAAUUUCUGACUCUCCUCUAGACUAGCAAUUGGUGUUACAGUGUAGAUCUAGAAACAUAGCCCGAAGUUAAUAAUCUCUCAGAAUCUAGAAAACGUACUCUUAGAACUUACCCUAAAAACUUGUAAUCCUGUAGUGACAAACUUCAAGCCCUGAAACUGUUAAUGUUACUUUAGAAAUAGUUAAAAGAAAAAAAUGAUCAAUUAUAGUGACUAGUAGAACACCCAAAUUUUGAACCAUAACUAAAAGUGCACAUCCUUGAUUUUUUUAACAUCCUCUUCUGUCUAGUAUUAAAAGUUUCACAAACCACUGUUCUCGGACGCCAGAUCAAAAGAAGUUUCUUAGAAAAAGGUAUUAAAAGUGUAAUUUUUUUGUCAAGACCAUCGAGCAAUCGAGUGAAGAACAAGAGUCUUUUGCGCAGUUCGAUACUCUGUUUUUCUGUCGAAGUUCCAGAGAAUCUUGCUGCAGCUGUCAUCCCGCAGUAGAGGCUUCUUCUGUAGAACUUCUGAAGGACUCGGUUCAACCCACGUAAAUCCUUGGACACUUGCCGUUGAGUUUCUCAACAGCACCUUCGUCUCCUGUGCACUAUCCUGAUUAGAUACACACAGCUGUGUGUUGCUACACCGUCUCCGGCUGUACAUCUCCCUAUCAACAUCUGUGCUUUUUUCCUGAGGGGUCUUUUGUCUCGAGUACCUCCGUAUAUUUCCUUCGGCAGCGUCAACCUUCUGCCUAGAAAGUGACUUUAACGACUCCUCCUCCUGGGUGGCGAGUUCGCCAGGAGUGGGCACCAGCUGGCUGGGAAUUCUUGCCGUGGGAGAACACUGAUGCCCAGGACUGGAGUUUGUGAGGGUAGACGGGCUAAACCUUCUGCAGUAGGAGGAGCCAGUGAGGCCCCGCCCUUCUACAUCUACUCAUGCUCGUCUCAGGGCAGUACCACGUCUACUACAGCGUUCUACAGUCCAACUGUGGCAGUGAGGCUGGCCAAAUGUGGCACAAGUUCUCUGCGCUGCACCAUUUCUCGCGGCGUAGUUCCACAGUGUUCUCACGAUCGCUGGUGUUCAACUUAAUCACUGUGUACACCCCGGUGUUACUCCUGGCCGGCUCCAUCGUUACCUCGGCCAAGCAAAUCUUGAGCCCCAUCCACUGUGAGGGAGAAGGGAAAGAUGGCCUCAGCAAGGACUACGUCGAGACCUACUGCUACAUCGAGGGCACUUUUAACUUAUACAUGAAACAGGUGGAGCAGCAGGUGAGACCCGGUGGUCACCUGUCAUCACGCAACCAGGUUCGCUUCGAGCAGCAGGUUGGUAAAAAUGUUAUCUACCCUAACUUGGGCCAAUUUGUGGAAGGCCAGAGCUCUCGGAGGGAGAUCUCAUACUACCAGUGGGUGACAUUUUUCUUGCUGAUUGAGGCGCUAGUCAUCUACCUACCUCGGCAGAUCUGGCACCAACUCACUCACAGUCAGUGCCUCCCCUUCGAUUUCACCAACCUUAGGCGCCGUGAGGACUGGGAGGAUAAGAAGAAUUUCCUGGUUUGGCAUAUGAAACAGACAAGGGGAAAUCACGAGUAUUGGCUUUGGCAAUACCUCUUGACAGAACUUUUAGCGAUUGCCCUACUUGCUUCCUUCUUCAUCCUCACUGAUGUGUUCCUUGGAGGUGACUUCUACAACUAUGGUCUGGACUGGGUCAACUUCAUGCACAAUGCUACCAACACUACGAUCUCUCCCAUGACAGCACGAUUCCCUCGUCUGACUGUAUGUAAGCUACAGUACCAUAGUCGUGGAGGAACUAUCAACAGUUACUACCCACUCUGCCUCCUCCCUAUCAACUGUUUUAAUGAUAAGAUUUUCCUGUUCCUCUACUUCUGGUAUUGCAUGUUAUUUGGGCUGUCCCUGUUGCGAGGACUCUACAUGCUUGUGCUUGUCACAUGCAAGCCGGCACGUCGGUUGCGACUCAAGUUUAGCGCUAAGCUAGUGCCCGAAGAUACGUUGGACCGGUUCAUCAAUGCACACAAUCUCAGUGAUUGGUUUGUGCUGUGCAAUUUGGCACCCACCAUGGAUCCUGUACUCAUUGCUGAACUUGUCACCCAGCUUGUGUACGAGGUGCAAGGGGGAGAAAGUUCCGACUCCAAACCGUCCCGCCUCGGAAAGCAAGAGAAGUCACUUCAGUCUGUAAAUUACAUAUGAGAUUCAGCGCAGCGCGCUUCCCCACACUCGCUCACACACUGCCUUCCCAAUGGCCACCCAAGCUAUGGAUUCCGCGCAAACCCACAUCCGUACGGACAGUAUCAUAAUCGUUACCCACCCGUACAUGGGUACGGCACCGCCUAUUCCAACGGCCACUGUGAGGGGCUGUAAGUGUGGUUGGCUCCUGCCUGGCCUCUGUGAGGUCCUCCACCCCUCAGACCUGGGCCAUGGCAGUGCACAGGGCUCGGCCCAGCCCCCUGCAUCACCUGGAUGCUUGGGGCUGAAGAACCGCACGCAGGGGAAGGCGCCGCGCGACUCUCAUGAAACCAUCGCACUACCACGUUGGGGCCCGUUGCCCACCAUACAUCUGAUGCACCAUUCAAGCCGAGCCUGGGAUGGUGGGCCGUGCCGCUCAACUGGAGUAACAGAAUAAGGAACAGUAAUAGCAACAGAGCAGAACAAGAGCGUGGUCGAGCCCUGAGCUUUGCCAGGAGACCUGCCACCACAAUGCAGGACAGUGGACGACCUUUGCACUUGGUUCGCCCAUUUAUGACACACCAGUCCCUUGCAACGCCAGCACUCUGCGUUUUUAAAAGGGUAUGUCAGUGAUAUCGUUGAAAUUUCAAUCUGUUUUUGUUACCGGCGUGUGUUUAUGGGAAGUAUUCACAGAUCUUGGUUAUUGCUGCACUGGUUGCACCUUGCAAUCAGUCAGCAGCUCCUGUUAAAUCAAGUUUUUUCAUAUAGUGAAUCUAAUCUUUAAAGGACUGUUUGUGUGUAUUUUAUAUGCGUGUAGAUAUUUUGUUUUGCUUGUCUAAGCUGUGUAGCUGACUGGUGAUAUUAAAAGAAAAUGUUUUCUGCAUAUGAAAGUUUUAUCAGUAUUUAAAGUAUUCUUCAGUAUUAUGAAUGACAUGUACCAAGAUGAAUUAAUAUAUACAGAGUAUAAGUUUUACUAUUUAUUUUGCGUGUGGUCUGUCAGAGCUUCUUGUUCAUAACUAAAACAAACAGAAACACAGUGGACUUACGCUACUCGAUUGCUAACGAGCCGUAUGGUUAGCUCGACAGGCAAGUGUACAUCUCAGUUGUUUGACACUUGGCUCACCUAUGAAGCAACAGCCAUCUCUACACGUGUCUUGGCCACACCCACAACCCACAACUACAUUCACAACCUGGAACUGUAAAAACAAGGCUAAACACUUGCCAGUCAAUUCACAAGAACUCCUUUGGUUGUUACAUAAUGAAACAACCUGCAAGAAAGUGAAUACUGUGUAAAAUAUUGUGCACAACAUGAAAAUCUGUUAUGUGGAUGUCAAAUGGGUGGUGAGGAUUGGCCUAGGAGAAGGCUCAGCUCAUGGGUUGCCCUCACCGCCGUGGGCUUCCUGCUUUUCAGGGGUGGUUCUUGGAUGAUCACUUGUACCCCCAGCCAUAAUAGUGAGAGAGACUGCCAUGUAUCAAGUAUCUCACAGCACGAUAAAUACUGGGUAUCAUGGAUCUGUGCGAUUAUAGAUUUAACCAUAAGUUGACGUACCCGCAAGGUUCCAAGUAGUAUACUAGAUAGAAUCCCAUACUAAUUUCUAGGACAUCGACAUAAUGGCCGUUCUCUCCUUGUUGAAGCUGUACGGAGGCUGGGGUGGCCGAGAAGGUAGCAGCACUGUAACUGCAGUUCUUACCUCCUACCACUCCUGCUUCCCUUCCCUCCCACCUAUGAUCUCACCAGCCUAGGUUAUAUAGCCAUUAUGUUCACUCGUCGGCCGGGGUGUCAGACAGGUAACAUGUGUGUUUAGACUUGUAUAAAACUGGUUGUUUUCUCAUUCUUUAUGGAGAUUAAUAACUUUUCUAUUGUUUUGUUGUGAUGUGCAUAUUUUAUAUGUACCAGUGUCUUUUUUCGAACUAGGUGAAAUCGAAUUUUACUAGAUCAUAUUUAUGUUGUCUGUUCGAUAUGAUGUUUAUAUAUCCUCACAGCAGAAUGUUAUUAGUUUUAGCUUCUUAAUGGAACUGCGCAUUAAUUCUCCAUAACUAAAGAAAGUUACAGUAGGGAGUUGCUUGAUAACACUGCUUAGUUGACCUGUAGCUACUCACGGUUUAGAGCUCGAUAAAAAUACUCUCUAUCUCUCUCUCUUUCAAUCUAUCUCCUUGCUCUUCCUCUCAUCCUUGACCAUAUUUGUGAACCCUUCCAGUGUUCUGAAUUUACGAGAUCAUCAGGUACAGUUUGCAUUUUUAAAACAACAGAUCCUGUAUAGGAUGUAUUACCAUAUUUCAGAGCAUAACUCGUGCAGUAUUAUGGCAGCACAUGCUAUAAAUCUCAACUGUUGUUGAAAAACAAAAGUGUACAUCAAUUUAUGAAGUAAACUCAACAGUGGAGAAGUUUGGAUGUGUGGUCACAAGUCCCACGAGCAGACGUAAACUUUGACUGCUGUAGUUGUGGUCAAGAGGUCUAGGAUUUGCCCCUUUAUUGUGUAUGCAGAAUGGGACCUUGUUUGUAUUCAUGCUGCCAAGAUGUGUAUCAGAAGAACCUGGUGCCACUAUUGUUAAUAGUUAUUUCAUUAUACACAAUGAUCAACUACCGUAUAUUUCACUAAGUUGAUAAUCACCAUUAUAUUAGUACCUAGCCUGGCCUAUCCUGUUACCUAGAUUGUGAGGUGUCCCCUUUAUUGCAUCCUCAGCCAGCUAACUCCUAUUGAAAACAAAUCCUAAUUGACCCAUUGUACCUGCAAAUGACUAUCUAGUGACCCCUUUGCCCUACUCUCCCCAGAGAUAACUUGUAUACAUCCUCAGCCAUCAGUACAUAUUCUAGGAGUGGCACCAAGUUCUGAUUACACCCACUAGUCUCUCCCAGUCAACCCUACCAGGGGGAAGGGAAGGUCUGCCCUAUGUAUCCUUACAGUCAAUCUUGCUAGGAAGGAGAGGGAGGGAAGCUGACUGAUACAGCCCUAGCAAUCAAAUUUGUCUCAAAGGAUUAACCACAAAACACAUUGGCAGUCUCCCACUAAGGCAGGGUGAUGACCACAGUGUUGAAAGUUUCUUUUUUCAGUCAGAUGUAGCAUUAAAUCUUUGAGAUUUAAACAAUAAGGCUCGUACUGUCUAGUACUCUAAGUUUAUAAUGAUUUGUCAUGUUAUUACAAGAGCAAUUAUGAAAUUCUUUUUUCUGAAUGAGUUCUCUAAGACAUAUUAAGUCAUUAGUGAACCUUUGAGGUCAAAUUUCCUGUGAGGGGACUAUACAGUCAACUCAGUCAGCCUUUUUUUUUUUUUUUUUUUUUUUCUGGGGAGGGUAAGGUCAUUUGCCAUAAUUUCAACCAACCUUGUUAGGGGACAAAAAUUAAAAAAAAAAAUUACACUGUGGAAGAAUAAUCUUCUACACUCCACAAUGUCAGCUUAGUUUUGACUAACACCACCACAGCCCUAACAACCAACUUAAACAGAUAACUAAUAUAAGACAUAUUGUACUGUUUGAGACAUCUGUAUGUAUAAAUCUAGUACUAUGAAGUUUACCUCAGACUGUUGUGAUAAAAUCAUGGACAAUAACGGCUGCUAGAUUUUGCUGAGAUAAAUAGUUGUUAAUUCAUCAAUGUUCCCUAAAAAACUUGUUUCUGGUCAUGUUAAGGUGUGGACAUGGGCUCUAUAGCCUUCACUGGAAUCUAAGUUUAUGUGGGGCAGCAUAAGGCUAAUCAUGUACAUUAUUUAGGGGUAACUUUUGACUCUUGAGUCAUCACUAGAGAACUGUUGUAUAUAAGCAUAGAACUUUCUAAAUACUUUGACUUUCAUUAAAAACAAAAAAGUUUAUUUAAAGCAAGAUUGGCUGUUCGGUGACAAGGCACGAGGGUUGAUGGCGAAGACAUGUAGAGGUAUAUCCUGACAGUUGUUUGUUUAUAACUACUAGUAAUGAAACUUAAAACAAAAAAACUACUACUCUAUUCAGGGUUAGAUCUCAUUUCAGAAGUUAAAAUGAAAAAUAGGAUUUUUUUGACCUAUGUAACAUUUAACAGAGUAAAAAAAACAAAAAAAAAAAAACACAAGACUACCUUGAGGUUCUUGACAAAUAGUGGCUUGCAGGGCUGCGACACCACCUAACCUCAGCCUCGACACUACUUUGUGGUCAGCUGGUGACAUCCUUGUGUAAGCUGCUGACCAUACCAGCAAGGUCGUCUUACAACCACUUGGGAUUUUAAAAUGGAAAAAAAUAGUUCUUUAAGUAUGAACUGUUAGAUACUGUAAUAACUUGUUAUAACUUUUGUGAUCACAGUAGUGGGGUACUCUAUUGACAAAUGCUAGUCUUCAGUAUAUGCUAUAUUUUAGGUUCAGUAGACAGAGACGUUUAUAUAUGUAUAUAAAUAUAUAUAUAAUGUAUACACAUGUAUAAUGUUUAUACACAUACAUGUAUAUACAUGUGUGUAUAUAUACAAAAUACAUAAUGUAUUUAUGCAUACAGUGUAUGUGUAUACAUUAUGUAUGUGUAUACAUUGUAUACAUGUACAAUGUGUAUAAUGUAUAUGCAUGCAUAUAUGUGAUGCACGUAUAUACAUGAUAUAUGCACAUAUUCACUAUAUGGAUACACGUGCAUAUGUGUAUGCAUCAUAAAUACAUGUGUAUACAUUAUGUAUAUAUGUAUAAACAUAUAUACAUACUAUAUACAUUAUGUAUACAGGUAUAUAUACACAGAUGUAUAUACAUGUGUACAUAUACACUUGUACACAUAUGUCUAUACAUGUAUAUGUAUACAUAUAUACAUGGUGUGUGGGUAUAUAUAUAUAUAUAUACACACUUAAAAAAUAUACAUUUAUGUACAUACAUGUGUAUAUAUAUAUAUAAUAUAUAUGAACUUGGAGCGAUCAUUUUUGUGUAUAAACUUGCUAAAUGUUCUUCUAGUUCUUCAGUUACUAUUAAAAUAUUGUACAGAAUUGGUGUUGGAAAUCUUACUGUGGUGUCUUCUGCGCCAUUACUGCCAAUUUGGUCAUAUGAUAAACUGUACAUUUUAUAAACUAAUUUCCUCGGUUAUCAUCAUUACGUAGGAGUCAUAGUGCCUAGGGAAUGGGCGGUAAUCCUGUUUGAUCCAAGGAAGGGUAGCUCCAAUUCCUUGGAUCAAGAGCCCUUCACCCGCAUUGAGGCACUCGCCCCUUAAAGGGUAAUUUACAUAGCUACUUAUUUUAAUUAUUAAACCAGUAUCUCAUAGUUUGUUGUCACUGUGCAUAUAACAAGAGUAAAUCUAUAAUAUUGUAUUCAUGUACAAUACUGGUAUAUUUGUAAUUUUUUUUUUUUUUAAGAUCUCAUUAUUUAACAGAUGUACACUGCAUUAGGGUUUAUUGGUCUUGUACCCAAAACUGGUAGAUAUGACCAGCAUUUAGUGGUUAUACAACUAGGCCUUCAGGUAACUUUAUCAAAGACUAAAUGUUCCAGAGGCAAAACUUGACACAGGUUUGACCUUGUAAAGAGUAUCUGAAGCUGGUUUAUCUCUAUCCCCCACAACCCAUCAUUUAAAGAGAUUAGUGGUGUCAAUUGCUUCUAAGCGUUUGAUAAUUUCUCUUGUUACUCCACUGUUCAACAGAUAUAUUUUUUCACUGUACAUGAGAUUUUCAAACAUAGCAUCUAGUAGGCUCUUUGACUGCCAAAAACCUUUAACAUAUUUUUUAUUGUAUUUAUAUAUAUUUAAAAAAAGUAAAUUAAAGUAAAUUGAGUCCUCCUUCAUUCUGGGAUCAUUUUCUACCUUCACAUUGGCACCACUGUACGUCUCUGUCUGUUGUUCCAAAAAUUGUCCCCUCCAGCCCCCACCCCCACCUCCCCCCUCCCUUUUAGUCAGUUAUAAGAGGACGAAGCACUGAACUAACUUUGCAUUUCUAGAGGCAAUAAGGAAAUAUAGUUAAUAUACUGUAAAGUUCUCGUGUUGCAAAUUUAUUAAAUAAAACUGAGAAACUGCCAA
Messenger RNA from Cherax quadricarinatus, 8718 nucleotides. RefSeq names its product innexin inx2. The record is from RefSeq and is a predicted model, not a curated record. Lineage: Eukaryota; Metazoa; Arthropoda; Malacostraca; Decapoda; Parastacidae. Gene Ontology annotation, molecular function: gap junction channel activity. Gene Ontology annotation, cellular component: plasma membrane; gap junction.